GUUGUGCUUUCCUUUCUUCAGCCAUCAGCAUCCCACCUUAGCCUCCUCCUACUACCGAAGGCGGCGCGGCUCUUCUGCGCCCACAACAACCGGAAACCAUGCAGAUCUUCGUGAAAACCCUAACCGGGAAGACCAUCACCCUCGAGGUCGAGUCAUCUGACACCAUCGACAAUUUGAAGGCUAAGAUCCAGGACAAGGAGGGCAUCCCGCCCGACCAGCAGCGUCUCAUCUUCGCCGGAAAGCAGCUCGAGGACGGCCGUACCCUAGCCGACUAUAACAUCCAGAAGGAGUCUACUCUCCACCUCGUCCUCAGGCUUCGUGGCGGUGCCAAGAAGAGGAAGAAGAAGACAUACACCAAGCCCAAGAAGAUCAAGCACAAGAAGAAGAAGGUCAAGCUCGCCGUCCUCCAGUUCUACAAGGUCGACGACUCCGGCAAAGUCCAGAGACUCCGUAAAGAAUGCCCCAACUCUGAGUGCGGAGCAGGUACCUUCAUGGCCAACCACUUUGACCGCCACUACUGCGGCAAGUGUGGCUUGACCUAUGUUUACCAGAAGGCUGGCGGUGAUUAGAUUAUGCUUUUAUGUCUCAGUAUUACUCUCUGAUUUUGCCCUGUUAUUUACAUUCUAAAUACCGAAUCCUGCCAUGGAUCUGGACUGAUAGGCAUUUUGCUGCUUAUUUUUCCUUGAAUUUCGAUGUUUAUGGAAUUUAUUCCUCUUAA
Messenger RNA from Juglans microcarpa x Juglans regia, 718 nucleotides. Its product is annotated as ubiquitin-40S ribosomal protein S27a-like. The record is from RefSeq and is a predicted model, not a curated record. Bases 99 to 569 code for a protein of 156 amino acids. NCBI's taxonomy places the organism in Eukaryota, Viridiplantae, Streptophyta, Magnoliopsida, Fagales, Juglandaceae. The transcript has a single exon. Gene Ontology annotation, cellular component: cytoplasm; nucleus; ribosome. Gene Ontology annotation, molecular function: structural constituent of ribosome; ubiquitin protein ligase binding; protein tag activity. Gene Ontology annotation, biological process: modification-dependent protein catabolic process; protein ubiquitination; translation.